This is a messenger RNA of Ilex paraguariensis (yerba mate), 415 nucleotides long. The record is from the annotation of a GenBank genome assembly. NCBI's taxonomy places the organism in Eukaryota, Viridiplantae, Streptophyta, Magnoliopsida, Aquifoliales, Aquifoliaceae.
AUGGAUUUUUUGGACUAUUGGGGUUUGAUCAAUUAUCACCCAUUCCUGCAGACUGAGUCUGCUGUUGUGGGUGCUGCUGAUGCUGACGGAUUGGCAAAGACAGACUUUUUGGUUGAAAAAUUGUAUCGCUUUGAAACAGACCUGUCACAUACGCCGGUAGUUCCUAGGACUAAUGUAGCGACACAGACUGUGCCUUGGGGAUUGUUUCCGGAGUCCGUUGUUGCUGAAGAAUCAGUGAAUUCUGAGGGACCGUCCAUUGAGUACCAUUGCAAUUUUUGCUUAGCUGAUAGAUAUUCAUUAAUUUUAGGUAGAUUACUACAAUAAUGGAAGAAAAUGAUUUAUUUUUUUAUCAUGAGCUUUAUUUUGUUGUCCUGCAUUGUAAAUUGUGAUGACAGUUUGCAUUUUGAUUAGUACG